AUGUCUGGACGUGGAAAAGGAGGCAAAGUCAAGGGAAAGACAAAGUCCCGUUCGAGCCGCGCUGGAUUGCAGUUUCCAGUCGGUCGUAUUCACCGUCUACUCCGAAAGGGCAACUAUUCCGAGCGUGUUGGAGCCGGUGCUCCCGUCUACCUGGCUGCCGUGAUGGAGUAUCUGGCCGCUGAAGUUCUCGAGUUGGCAGGAAAUGCCGCUCGUGACAACAAGAAAACCCGAAUUAUCCCACGUCACCUGCAGUUGGCCAUCCGCAACGACGAAGAGCUGAACAAACUUCUUUCCGGAGUGACCAUCGCUCAGGGUGGUGUCUUACCAAACAUCCAGGCCGUCCUGUUGCCCAAGAAGACCGAAAAGAAGGCCUAAAUUCGAUCCAAGUUCCUACCCUUUAACAAAAUCCGUCCUUUUCAGGACGACCAAUUUGAUGGUAAAGAGUUUCGUUUUCAAAACAGUUUCCUUCGUGGUGCGCAAGGAGUGAUAAAAUGAAUCCAUUAAAAACAUGGUUGAAUCUUUCUGUCAUGCUCUCCCUAGUUAAUUGAUAUCCUCAUCGAGUAGGUUCGAUGAUGGUUGAUGGGCCCAAUCUUAGAUCCAUUUCCCCUACCUUGCAGAGCUGCGGUGGCCCUGGACUUAUGGCCUACAUUGAUGCAGCGGAAUGAAAUUCAUUAGCAAAUUACGGUUGAGAUUUCAGAAAUGAUCAUGGUGUGCGUCCAAUUUGAAGUGUGGUGUGAUUUCUGAUAAUGACAUCGGUUUACUGGAUCCCGGUUAAUGUACCUUACUCUCCGCUUUGGACGUAAACUGCUUGCCUUCAAUAAAUUGAGUGAUUUGACUAGUAACUUCAAAAGAGGUUUUCCUCGGACCACUGAUUCUGAACUGUAUUGUUCCUUCAUUGCUC
Molecule: messenger RNA, 901 nt
Organism: Ochlerotatus camptorhynchus
Lineage: Eukaryota; Metazoa; Arthropoda; Insecta; Diptera; Culicidae
Product: histone H2A-like
Exons: 1
Coding region: 1-375 (124 amino acids)
Biological process (GO): heterochromatin formation
Cellular component (GO): nucleosome; chromatin
Molecular function (GO): protein heterodimerization activity; DNA binding; structural constituent of chromatin
Source: RefSeq, a predicted model, not a curated record